UAUACACACAGCAAAAGGAAGGCCGGUCCCGUGCUUGUUGCCGCCCCCUCCUCAGGCUCGGGCACAUUUUCCCCUCCAUCAAAAUCAUCAUCUUCCUCUCUAAGAAACCCUAACUGAAUCUUUUUCUUCACCCACAUUACAUUGAGCUUCUGUUUUUCCAUUCAAAUAUAUUCAUUCACCUCUUUUUCUUAUUGAAGAGAUAUCUUUGUUUGCUUGGUCACAAAGGGAGAAAAAAAAUCUUGUCGAUACGUUUGGGUUCUUGUGAGAGAGGAGGGAAAGCAAAAAACUUUGCUAGUUUUAAGGCUGAUAGAGUCAAAAGGUGAUUGACAGACCUCGAAAGUGCGCCAUCAUUGCGGCUGGGAAAAAGGAGUGCCUAUAGGUUCUAGUUCUUCUGGUUGCCUUGAUAAUAAAGCAAAAGGUUACAGGUAACAUUCUGAAGGAAACAUGGCUAGCAGUGAUGAUAUUCUUCUGUCAGCUGUUCUCAAUCUUCUAUCUGCAUUUGCAUUUCUUGUGGCCUUUGCUAUUCUACGACUCCAGCCAGUCAAUGACAGAGUGUACUUCUCAAAAUGGUAUCUGAAGGGAAUACGAGCAAGCCCAAGAAGUUCCGGAACAUUUGUGAGGAAAUUUGUCAACUUGGAUUGCAGAACAUACAUAAGGUUCCUGAAUUGGAUGCCUGCAGCUCUAAGAAUGCCAGAACCAGAGCUUAUCGAUCAUGCUGGUCUUGAUUCUGCUGUCUAUAUACGGAUAUACCUUCUUGGAUUGAAAAUCUUUGUUCCUAUUGCACUGUUUUCAUUUGGGGUUUUAGUGCCUGUCAAUUGGACUGGGAAACAUUUGGAGCAAAUUGAGGAUCUUACAUUCAGCGGUAUCGAUAAACUUUCGAUAUCCAAUGUCCCUUCUGGAUCACAGAGGUUUUGGGCACACCUGGUAAUGGCUUAUGCAGUCACGUUUUGGACCUGCUAUAUACUAUACAAAGAAUAUCAUAUAAUAUCAACCAUGAGGCUGCAGUUUCUUGCCUCUGAAAAUCGUCGGCCUGAUCAGUUUACUGUCCUUGUGAGAAAUGUCCCUCCAGAUCCAGAUGAAUCAGUGAGCGAGCAUGUUGAACAUUUCUUUUGCGUGAAUCAUCCAGAUCAUUAUCUAACACACCAGGUUGUUUACAAUGCAAAUAAUCUAGCUAAAUUGGUGGAGAAGAAGAAGAGCUAUCAAAAUUGGCUUACAUACUACCAAACUAAGUAUGAGAGAAACCCUAAGAUUAAGCCAAAGACGAAGACAGGGUUUUGGGGCCUUUGGGGAAAAACUGUGGACGCCAUUGACUAUUAUACCGCUGAAAUUGAGAAGUUGAGUAAAGAAGAAGCUUUAGAAAGAGAAAAAGUUAUGAGUGAUCCCAAGGCAAUAGUUCCUGCAGCAUUUGUUUCAUUUAAAUCUCGUUGGGGAGCGGCUGUCUGUGCUCAAACACAACAAUCAAGUAACCCAACCAUUUGGUUGACACAAUGGGCUCCUGAACCACGUGAUGUCUAUUGGGAUAAUCUAUCAAUACCAUAUGUUGAACUCAAUGUCCGCAAACUGCUAAUGGCUGUUGCUUUCUUCUUUCUUACAUUCUUUUUUAUGAUCCCUAUUGCAUUCGUUCAGUCUUUGGCAAGUAUUGAUGGUAUUGAGAAUAAACUUCCCGUCUUGAGGCCGUUGAUACAGAUGGAAGUUGUCAAAUCUUUUAUCCAAGGUGUUCUUCCUGGGAUUAUACUGAAGAUUUUUCUGAUUCUUCUUCCUAUGAUUCUAAUGGCCAUGUCAAAAAUAGAAGGCUAUACAUCACUUUCAUCUUUGGACAGAAGAUCAGCAACUAAAUAUCAUUUUUUUAUCCUUGUCAACGUGUUCUUGGGAAGUAUCAUCACUGGAGCAGCAUUUGAGCAGCUUCAGAGAUUUGUGGAAGAGCCUCCAUCAGAAAUCCCAAAAACAGUUGGUGUAGCUAUUCCGUUGAAGGCUACUUUCUUCAUUACCUACAUAAUGGUUGAUGGUUGGGCUGGAAUUGCUGCAGAGAUUCUUAGAUUGGUUCCAUUAGUUAUGUUUCAUCUUAAGAAUACGUUUCUGGUAAAGACAGAUCAGGAUAGAGAGCAGGCUACAGAUCCUGGUUCGUUGAAUUUCUCUGUAUCAGAACCUCGCAUACAACUGUACUUCCUACUAGGCCUUGUGUACUCAGUGGUCACACCCGUACUCCUGCCUUUCAUCAUCGUCUUCUUCGCAUUCGCUUAUAUGGUUUUCCGCCAUCAGAUCAUCAAUGUGUAUGAUCAGAAGUAUGAGAGCGGCGCAUCAUUCUGGCCAGAUGUGCAUCGUCGUAUAAUUGUAGGUUUGGUUAUAUCCCAGCUUCUAUUGCUGGGACUGUUGAGCACCAAAAAUGUUGCCAGAUCAAAUGUAAUACUGAUUGCACUUCCAAUUCUGACAAUCUGGUUCCAUAUAUUUUGCAAGGGCCGAUUUGAGUCAGCAUUUGUCAAAUUCCCCUUGCAGGAUGCAAUGGUGAAGGAUACACUAGAACGGGCGACAGAACCAAACCUUAAUUUAAAAGCAUAUCUCAAGGACGCUUAUGUACACCCAGUUUUUAAAGGUGUAGAGUUUGAGAGACCGACAGCACUUGACGAUGAGGAGAAUAAUCCACUUGUUCCAACCAAGAGAUGUAGGGGUAGUAAGACGCAGUCUGAAGAGGGCGUCUGAGACACGGGUUGUAUAGUCAGUUUUGUCACCCAAAACAGAUAGAAAGAACUUAAGAAAGCGGUUAUUCUUUCUUCGGUUUCCCAUUAUAGCUUGAGUUGGGAUUUCUGCAUUAGAAUGUAACUCAAUGGGAAUGUACUGAAUGCAGAACUCAUACGCGCAUAGAUGAUGAUGAUGAUGAUAUUUCAUGCGCCCUGUAAAUGCUCACUAUAGGAGAAAGAAUUCUUUAACUUGUUCAUACUAUGUGAAGUUUGGAUCUGGUUUUGUGCAGAAUUCAAAGGCUAAAAGAAAGAGUGUUUAGCCAUAAUGGUAAAAUUCAGUUCAUCCUUCUAAUA
This is a messenger RNA of Nicotiana attenuata, 3029 nucleotides long. RefSeq names its product CSC1-like protein At4g02900. The record is from RefSeq and is a predicted model, not a curated record. Gene Ontology annotation, molecular function: calcium-activated cation channel activity. The coding region runs from base 445 to 2697 and encodes 750 amino acids. The transcript has 13 exons. Gene Ontology annotation, cellular component: plasma membrane. NCBI's taxonomy places the organism in Eukaryota, Viridiplantae, Streptophyta, Magnoliopsida, Solanales, Solanaceae.